Canariomyces notabilis is the source of this 4533-nucleotide messenger RNA. Its product is annotated as ARM repeat-containing protein. NCBI's taxonomy places the organism in Eukaryota, Fungi, Ascomycota, Sordariomycetes, Sordariales, Chaetomiaceae. The transcript is spliced from 2 exons. Gene Ontology annotation, biological process: TORC2 signaling. The coding region runs from base 1 to 4533 and encodes 1510 amino acids. The record is from RefSeq and is a predicted model, not a curated record. Gene Ontology annotation, cellular component: TORC2 complex.
AUGCUGAGCACCUCGGCGACGCCCACUCAGAAGUCGUACGUCUCACAGCACCAGCAGCAGCAGCAACAACAGCCACAGUCAGGAAGCGUACCGCAAAAUGCGACUUCUCGCCCCAGCUUCGAACGCGAUGCCUUGCAACCCCCGGCCCUCAAUGGCGGCGGCGGCGGCGGCGGCGGCGGCGCCGGUCGGAAUCUGUCGGCCUCAGCCGUGAGCUUUGCGCCCCGAGGCGCCUCGCUCAACCCAUCGCCCAUGCCUGGCAGUUUCAGUUCCGAGCUCCGCAGCCAGUUGAACCUCUCCCGUGCCGGCACCCGCCCGGACAUCUUUCCGCUCGAGAAGCUGGACGAGGACGAUGGCCCGACCUCCGAAAGGACCCUUAGCUACCUGCGCGAGGCCCUGAGUCGCGAGAUGAAGAUCAAGGAGGGGAGCGAGAACAUGCUCGAGGCGCUAAACAGCAAGAAGGCCAAGCAGACCAAGGAGCAGCGCCAGCGUGUCGAGGCCGAGCUGAACUCGUCCAACCAGCGCAUCAAGGAGCUACGUCAGAAAAUCACCGACGCCCAGCGGACAAGGGCGGCACCCACAACGCCUACGCGGUCUAGAACAGAAGGCUUGUUUCCGGGCACCGGCGGCCUACGAUCCCCCCCGAGCGCCUCCAGAAGCGGUGCCGGUUCCGACCUCGACGAGCCCGCCGAGUCGCCCACCUUCGCCCUGACCGAGAUCCUGCAAGCACUCGAGGUGACGGGAAUGACUCCAGACUACUACGUCUCGAGGGCCAAUAGCCUGGUCGAUCUGUUCAAGCGCCACCCGACGCUCAAGUACGACUUGGCCUGGUCCGUCUUCGGCCACCGCAUGCAGGCCAUGCUCCUGAGUGAAAGCCGCGAGGUGGUCGCUGCGGGGUACAGGAUGAUACGAUACGCCAUUUCGGAUAUCAACUCGCUCAGAAAUAUCCGCGCUCUGAAUACUGACUACCUAGUCACAUGGUCUCUGAUCAAGGACCGCAAAUCCGACGUUGAACGCGAGCAGGCCCUCAAGUUUGUGCGUGCCUUUCUCGACGUCAAAGACGGCGUUACUGAGAUAUCGAGGGCCGUCGUAAGGACCAUUGCCGCUGCAGCAGAAGAGCCCGAGGAGAGGUUACGGCCUAUCUGCCUCGAAACGCUCGCUGAGAUUUUGGUUCGUGACCCCCGUCUGCUGAUCGCCUCGGGAGGCAUGGCCCCCCUGCACGAAGCCCUGGCAGAUGGUUCCUACAAGGCCUCGGAGAGCUUGACGGCCGCAUUCCUCUAUCUUCUGGACGCGCCGCGGCGGCGCAAAUACCUGCGUCCCGGGAACGAGCUGGAGGUUCUCUUCACGGCCUUCACCGACGAGCUCACCUCAAACGAACGCUUUUUGAAGCAGAGCGCUAAAUCAGUGGCCACGGCUCUCAAGUCAUGGUCAGGGCUGAUGAGCCUGUGCAUGUACAACUUUCGUGCCAUCAAAUCCAUGAUCAGCAGUAUGGUCGUGCAGACAGGGCCUAUCCGGGAGACGAUUUUGGAUUUGCUAUUCUCUCUUCUCCGCAUCAAGCCCCCGGGAUGGGCACAAUCAUUCUUGGCUGGCCGGCGACUCACUACCUAUGGGCGGGUCUCGGACCUCAAGUCAACCACCACGAAGGGGCCGCAUUCCGAAUUCGAGGAUGACGGUGGCGAGCAGAACUUCGUCGAACACUACACCGCGCUAUUGCUCGCCGUCUUCAUCAAAUCGGGCGUGGUCCCGGCCCUUCUGAAACUUACUCAGGAUAACGAAAACGCACCGCUCAAGCGAAAGUCGACACUUUUGAUAGGAGAGGUGCUGAAACUGGCAAGCCACCUGCUCCCGCCAUCGUGGAGCAGCGAUUUGCAAUUGCUCCCGGAGCUGUUUGUCUCAGCUGCUAGGCUUCGGGAUGAGAGCCACUUCACCGCCACCGGCGUUGUGUAUCAGAUAAGCAGCGUCAGCAGGACGCUCUAUAGGUCGUCGCCGGCGGCUUAUAUGCCUCCAGCGCACCAUCACACGGACCUUGGCGCGCUUGACGAACACCCCAAGAGCAUCACAGCAGUCAACUUUGACGACGCGACAUUCCGGCAACUGCUCAUCGAUUCCAACGUGCUGAGCAGCUCCAACUACACCAAGUGGAACUGGGAUGUUAUCCUUAGGCUGAUUGAAGGACCUCUGACGAGCGGCAAGAGGCUCGAAGAAGCCAUCAAAGCAUCCAAAUUCGUAAAGCGGAUCAUGAGUUUCUAUCGCCCUUUCAAGUUUAGAUUUUCAGAGGUCAAGAGCUCAAGAAACACGCAAAAAUACGUCCGGACCGGGUGCGCCCUAAUGCACGCUCUACUGCAGAGUCCCGAGGGUGUCAGGUACCUGUCCGACAACAAACUGCUUCGGCAGAUCGCCGAGUGCCUGGCGCAAUGCGACCCAACGAGCGGACUGACGGCCCAAGACCCCAUGUUCUCCAAGGAUCGCCUCAUUGACACGCUCUGUGGGGGUUAUUUCCCCAUGCUCGGUGUCUUGACCGGAGACGCAAAGGGGAUGCAGAUGCUGGACCGGUGGCGCGUCUUCAACAUGAUGUACCGCAUCCUCGACCUCAAACAGCGGCCCGACCUCAUCAAGCUCAUGCUCCAGAAUUUUGAUUAUUCCCUCCCGGGACACCCACGAGUGCUCCUGUCCAAGGCGUUGACAGCGGGGACCAAGGACAUCAGAAUUCACGCCACGAAUGCAUUGCGAAAGUACGCGACGCACCCUAGGGUAAAGGGCCAAGCCCAAGAGGCUGGCGAUUCAAAGUGGGCCAUCCAGCUCCUUGUGACGCAGCUCUACGAUCCUGAAAUCGACGUGUGUGCGACUGCAGUCAAGAUCCUCGAGAAAGCCUGCAACACAAAGAACAACCUCGAGUAUAUUGUCGAGUGUCGGCCAGCGCUAGACCAUCUGGGCGAGAUAGGCGCUCCCUUACUCUUGCGCUUCCUGUCGACAUCGAUCGGAUACCACUACCUAGACGGGCUGGACUACAUCAGCAACGAAAUGGACGACUGGUUCCUCGGGCGGAACGACUCGUACGUGAGCGUCAUUGAAGCGAGCCUGGCACGCUCUUUCCUCGACCAACAGGACGACCACACCAACCGCACCAGCGUGUUUGACGACGAGCAGGAGAUGGAGGCCGACAGCCACGUGCCGCCGCACUUUUACCGCGAGCUGACCCGGACCGAGGAGGGGUGCAAGCUGCUCAGCGACAAGGGCCACUUUGACGAGUUUGCGGCCACGAUCCGCGAGCACGGCAUGGAGUCGGACGACCCGGAGAUGAUUGUCAAGGUCAAAGGCUGCCUCUGGGCGGUGGGCAAUGUCGGAUCCAUGGAGCUCGGCGCGCCGUUCCUCGAGUCGUGCGACGUGGUUGAGCAGAUCGUCAAGAUUGCCCAGCACCACGAGGUCAUGAGCCUGCGGGGCACGGCGUUUUUCGUCCUGGGCCUCAUCUCGCGCUCCACGCACGGUCUGGAGAUUUUGUCUGAGAACGGCUGGGACGCGAAUACGAACAUACUCGGCCACUCGUUGGGCCUUUGCAUACCCACGAAUCUCGGCCAGCUGUUCUCGCUCAAGCCGUGGAGCCAUAUCCCUGUCACUUCCAUUGAGCUGCCGGAGAGCCAGAAGACGGAAACGGCCAGGGUUCCGCCGCUGCCAAUAACCCGCGGCGGCUCACACUCGCAAUCCCUUCUGGCCAAUAGUGCCGCCGCCGCUGAUGGGAAUGGGAGUGGGAAUGUGAAUGCUAACCACCCCAGCCACCCGGUCCUCGACCCGGACCCGACCAACCAGCGCGUCCUGGAGCUGGUCAUGGACAUGGCCAACAUGGUGCUGUACCGGCGGGCGCGCAACGAGCUGAUGCAGCUCAAGGCGCAGACGCAGAAAAUUACUAAAGCGGGUGCGGGUCAAACGGUGACUUGGUUUGCCCAGCCGGGCUUGUUUAGGCGCGUCAUGUCGCUCCUCGAGUGCCACCACUACAGGCUGACCGACCGCAACAUGAUUGUCGGCUUGUUUGAUCGGAGCGUGCUAAGGGCGGUGGUGUAUGGGGAGGAUAGGCCUGCGGUGGGUGGGGGGUCACAUGCUGUGAUGAGGGGGGAGGGAGGAAAGGGAGGGGAAAGUGACCAGACAGAAGAGGAGGAGGAGGAGAGUAGUGAAGAUGAUGAUGAUGAGCAGGGGGUAAAAGAGGGGGUUGCUGUUGGAUCACCCUUGAAGAGGGACGGUACUCGGGAACGGGCUUGUGAGGAGAGCAAAGAGGAGAGUGGCAGUGAAGGUGAAGAUGGAGAUGAGGAUGAGGCUGAGGGUGGGGAUGAUGGCGGCCGGGGAAGGGGGAAUGAGCAAGAGGAGGGUGACGAGGAGGAGAGUGAUGAUGGUGAUGAAGAUGGCGAGGGGGACAGUUCGGGCGACGAACAGCGCACAGAGAGGCAGAGGAGUAUCAGCGACCCCGAGCCGUCGGACCGCAACCGCAGCCGAAACCGAGAUACAGAAGGGGUGGCGAUUUCUGCUAGGCGGCAUGUUCGUCGCUAA